UUAUACUUGCAAAAAGAAGGAUCGAAUGACUUUCUACGUAGACGAUACGGAUAAAAGUCAGAUUCUCGCAGAACGUGCUGCAGAGCGCGCGUGGUCUUUUACACCGUUACACCGUCGCGCCUUAUUACAUCAAAGAUUGCCUCCAGGACUUUUCGGAUCUUUAGUUAACGAUGUUUGUGUACUGUCUGCUUCUGUGUGUCAUAUCUCUGGUCCAUCCUUGCUGGAUGGCUGCGACAACGUCACCGAGCAAAGCAGGGUCUGUUACGGUGACCACCGAACCGUGGGGUACCAUAAAUGAUCAGGAGAUCAAGAAGUUCACGCUGAAGAAUAGCGCUGGUCAGGAGGUCGAUGUCAUAACGUAUGGCGCAACGGUGACCGCCAUCAGAACACCAGAUAAGGAGGGUCACGUAGCAGACGUCGUGCUUGGCUUCGACGAUAUAAAAGGCUAUCGGGCAGAAAAUAAUCCGUACUUCGGUGCUACCAUCGGCCGCGUCGCGAAUCGCAUCGGCAAAGCGACUUUCAUCAUCGAUGGCCAGCGUUACCACGUGUCGAAGAACAAGGGGCGGAACAGCCUCCACGGCGGUACUCGCGGUUGGAGUUGGAAGGUGUGGAACGCCACCGUUGAGGGUGACUGCGUGGUGAUGACCCUGGUCAGUCCGGAUGGCGACGAGGGCUACCCGGGAACGGUAACGACUACGGUGACUUUCCAGCUGAACGACAACGGAGAGUUGCGCAUAGAGAUGAGGGCUACGACUACGAAGGCGACGCCGAUCAACAUGACGAAUCACGGCUACUUCAAUCUUGCUGGGUUGUCAGCCACGAGAAUCGGUCACGACGACGCGGACACGUCCCUGUACGACAUACGCGACUUCAUGAACGCGGAGGAGCUGUACAAGCACGUGUUCAUCGUGAACGCGGAUCGCUGGACGGUGACGGACGCCGAGAGCAUUCCUACCGGCGAGCUCCGCUGCGUGGAGGACUCCGUGAUGGACCUGAGGAACGCGACGGUGCUCGGCGAGGUCAUCGACGAGGUACCGGGCGGUGGCUACGACUACAACUUCUGCCUGCCGGGACCGUACAAUCCCAAGAGGAUGAGCUUCGUUGCCAAAGUGGUGCAUCCGGCCUCGGGACGUCGCCUGGAUGUUUACUCGAAUCAGCCGGGCGUCCAGCUGUACACGUCGAAUUUCCUGCCUGAAAAAGACCAAGUGGGCAUCACCGGCAAGAAGGGAACGCAGUACUACAGGCACGCCGCUUUCUGCUUGGAGACGCAAAAUUAUCCCGACGCCAUCAACCACGAAAACUUCCCGAACAGCCUAAUACGACCGGGCGACGUGUACAAACAUGUUGUUAUUUACAAAUUUGGAGUGGAAGCCUGAUAUCGAUUGGGUUCUCAUCGCGAACUGGAAAGCGGAUGUUAAAUAAUAAAUUCUAUCCUGUUUUACUUAUGUAAUCAUGAUUAUUAAUAAGAAUUAAACAUCUAUAAUAUAUAC
Messenger RNA from Ooceraea biroi (clonal raider ant), 1490 nucleotides. Its product is annotated as aldose 1-epimerase. Gene Ontology annotation, molecular function: aldose 1-epimerase activity; carbohydrate binding. The record is from RefSeq and is a predicted model, not a curated record. NCBI's taxonomy places the organism in Eukaryota, Metazoa, Arthropoda, Insecta, Hymenoptera, Formicidae. Gene Ontology annotation, biological process: glucose metabolic process; beta-D-galactose catabolic process via UDP-galactose, Leloir pathway.